Molecule: messenger RNA, 2842 nt
Organism: Bursaphelenchus okinawaensis
Lineage: Eukaryota; Metazoa; Nematoda; Chromadorea; Rhabditida; Aphelenchoididae
Source: the annotation of a GenBank genome assembly
AUGGUAAGUUUAUUUUUGUUUUAACUUUUAGUUUCUUGAUUAAUUUAUGUUAAGUUCUAGAUUUUUUCACGUUUCUUCAUGGUGUUUGUUGUUUUGAUCGUUAUUUCUUCGAUUUUAUGUUCUUAAAAACAAGAAGUGGUAGUUUUAAAUAGCUCUUUGUUUAACUUUGCUUGGAUGUGUUAGUUUAGUAUGUUUUUUUAAUUGAUUUAUGUGAUAUUAAACUUGAUUAUUUUAGAAUCAACAAAAUUACGGGAUGCCUCAACAAAAUCCGAAUUAUAUGCAGCAACGACAGAUGGUAAGUCUUUGUCUUUACUUUGUUUGCAUUUUUAGGUAAAUUAAGCUUUUAUUUACAUUAAAAAACAAUGAAAACCUUAAAUUAAUGUUGGUUCAUGGAUAAUAUCAAAGAAAAUGAGAAAAAGAGUUAAAUAAUUAAAUUUUUAGUACCCACAACAGCAAGGACAGAUGCAUAUGCAACAGCAAGGCUUCUACAUGGAUAAUCAACAACAAAUGAUGGGACAACAUGGUCAGUUCCAAGGACAACAAGCUGGUCAGAUGGGGAUGCGAGGAAUGCCACAGCAGCAGUCUGGUAACUUUCCUGGCCACAUGGGACAACAAAUGAUGGGCCAGGGACAGAAUAUGGGUCAAGGUGGUUCUCAGAGUGGUAUCGGGCAUGGUGGAGGCCCACAAAGUGGUAUGGGAGGUCCACAAGGCGGUAUUGGUCAUGGUGGAGGUCCUCAGAGUGGCAUAGGCGGACCACAACCUGGUAUUGGAGGGCAUGGUGGUAUGUCUGGACAAAACAUGGGUCAUGGAGGUAUUGGUCAAGGUGGUAUGGGCUCACAAAUGGGAGGUAUGGGCCGAGAUGGUAUGAGAAUGGGACCAGACAGCCAGAUGGGUCCAGGAUCAUCAAUUCAUAGCCAAAAUAUGGGACCAGGAUCAUCAAUUCAUAGCCAAAAUAUGGGACCAGGAUCAGUCCAGGGACAAGGAAUUGGACCAGGCUCUACUCAUGGUCAAGGUAUGGGUCCAGCUUCACAUCAAGGUCAAGGCAUGGGGCCAAGUUCAAUUCAAAGCCAAGGAAUGGGACCAGGCUCUAUUCACGGUCAAAAUAUGGGUCCAGGAUCUGUUCAAGGCCAAGGAAUGGGACAAUCUUCUAUACAAAGCCAAAACAUGGGCCCAAGUUCGGUUCAAAACCCGAAUAUGGCUAGCCAGAAUAUAGGUCAAGGACCAAUUUCUGGUCAAGCCGGCUCCAUUGGACCACACAGUCAAAUGGCCUCACAAUCCAUGAAUCCAAUGUCCAAUCAACAUCAAGGUCCAAUGUCAAAUCAUCAACAAGGUCCCAUGUCUAACCACCAAUCACAGCCAAUGUCAAACCUACCCCCAAGCUCAUUUGUCUCUCAACACCAGCCUAACACACCCCAGAAUCAACCACCAUCCCACAUGAGCAUGCCUCAGCCCUCGCCCCAAACAUAUCCACAACAACAUUCCGUCGGCUCCUUCCAGAAUCCGGCUUCAAUCCCACCCAAUAUCCAGCCACAAACUCCACAGAAUCCGCAACAACUUCAGACGCCGAUGCGAGGUGAUGGCCGCUUCACAUCGCCGGCUUCUGUCACACAACGAAGCCCAUUUGCUCAGCCGAAUCAACUCCAAACUCAAAUGUAUCAUUCACAACAGAGCGUGCAACAGAAACCGCUACAGUUGGAGAAGCGAUUGAAUCAAGCUGAAGCGCCGGCUCCACCCUUCCCCACCAAUAUAUUCGAAGCCAACAAGGUUUUGGUGGGCAAGGAGUUGAGGAGGGCUUUAUAUGAGGUAAGGGAGGGGAUUUUGCCGUGAAUCGGCGCGUCAAACGUUUUGGCGUUGCAGCCGGAUGGACUCGGUUCCGGUCACUUUUUUGUAUGAAACUAAAAAAUGUUGUAGCAUUGGUGCUGGGUUGUAAAAUACGAUUUGUGAAAUAAGGGCGUUAAAAUGGCAGUAAUUUUCUUUACAAAACAAAAAAUUGCAAGAACUUUCUUUACAAACUAAUAAAUGGCAAGAACUUUCUAUACAGCACUUGAAAUGGCAAGAACUUUCUUUACAAAACAUAAAAUGGCAAUAACUUUCUUUACAGAAAAAAAUGGCAAUAACUUUCUUUACAGAAUAUAAAAUGGCAAUAACUUUCUUUACAAAGCUGAAAAUGGCAAGAACUUUCGUUACAGAACAAAAAAUGACUUUUUUAAACAGAUGUCGAGUCAAAACUUACAGCUUUCUUAACUUCAGGUCACCUCGAAAGCAGAAGCCCUACUUUCGGCCAAAUUCUGCACUGAUCCGAUGGGAAAUCAGAGUAUUUUAUCAAAUGUCAGCUUAUCAGAAGCGAAUCCUCGUUCCAACGCAAGCACAAAAGAAUCUCCAAGCAAACCGAUUGCUAAAAUACCGGUAACAGAAGAGGACUUCCGAGUGGCCAAGGAAAUGUAUCUGGCCGCCGUUUCUGUAUUCUUCAGUAUUUGCGACGAUAUUGAGAGGAAUUUCGUGAGUUUUCGAAAGGUUUUGCUGAAAAAUCAUGAUGAAGAGACUACAAGUUCAGAUUUUUCUAAAAUUGUGACCUAAAUCGCCCGAAAAACGGCGUUUCUAAAAUUUUUUAGCCAAAAAAAGCUUAAAGUAAUGUCAUUCUUUCUUUCAGCUGAUCCUAAUUGAAGCCGAAAAAGAAAUGGCCCGCUACGAAUUACUAGCCAAAAGCUCAGGACAAACAGACUCACUCCUGAAAGGCCUGAAAGCCCCUUUGGACGUGCUGGAAGAGGAUCGACGCGCGGUCGAUAAAGCCAUCGAAGAAAUGUGCGAAAUCAUUGAGACCGUGCGCAAAGUCGAAACUUGA